Thamnophis elegans (Western terrestrial garter snake) is the source of this 1422-nucleotide messenger RNA. RefSeq names its product T-cell receptor-associated transmembrane adapter 1. The record is from RefSeq and is a predicted model, not a curated record. Gene Ontology annotation, biological process: negative regulation of receptor recycling; positive regulation of T cell receptor signaling pathway. Gene Ontology annotation, cellular component: T cell receptor complex. The transcript is spliced from 5 exons. Bases 628 to 1212 code for a protein of 194 amino acids. NCBI's taxonomy places the organism in Eukaryota, Metazoa, Chordata, Lepidosauria, Squamata, Natricidae.
CCAGGUUUUUAGAGAAAACAAAAGUUGUCAUUAUUUGACACUUUUGGAUAGUUUCAUUAAGAUGUUUUCUCUGAUAUUCUGUACAUAAACUAUCUAUUUUUAAAAGAAGUAAAUUUGUCAGCAAAUAAAGCAAAGUGCACAUAUUUUCAUUUUCCAGACUUACUUGUUUUGUUAUUCAUGAAAUAGUUUCCAAAUUUCUGGAAAAAAGAAUUACAACCUUACUGACACAUUCUUCAUAAAGUUUGCAGAAUUAGCACAAACAUUUAGAAUUAAUACAGGUUUGUAAUUUCCUAUGUUCCUAUGCAGUCAUUUUUUAAAACCAUUCCUGAAGUAGAAUUUACAUUUUCUUCUUUAUUUAAAAAUUAUAUAGUAAUUGUUAAUUGGUUAUGCCUUAAUAUUAGAAAAAUGGAUAUCCAUUUUUUCAAUGUAUGAGCAAAUAAAAUUAUACAUUUCAAAUGGGAACACACAAAUAUAAUUAGUUAUUCAGAAUUUGAACAUAUCUUAUAUAAUGUAUUUUACCCAUAUCCAAAGAUCCUUUUAAAGGAAAAAAGUAGUAGUGUUUGUGUUUGUGAAAUUCAUACAUGCAUAUACCAGCAUGUCAGGUGAAUGCUGAAUUGAAAAAUUUAAAUGAACAAAAUUCUUAUUUUUGUUUACAUUUGUUAUCUUUUUACAGGAAUGGAAGCUAAUCAGUGUACCAUUUGCUGGAUACCUCUUUCUUUUGUAACUGUUAUUAUGAUAAUUUCUUUACUAAAAAACGUUUUAUACUUCUUAAAAAACAAGAAACAAAAAGACAAAAUUUGUGAAGAUUAUAAUGAAUAUCAUUCAAGCAAUGAGGACUGUCAUGAAGAAGUUUGUCCAGUUUAUGACAAUCUUAAUCACUACCAACAGGAGAUGCUAAAUGAAAGUUGCUAUGAGCAAAUGAAUGUCCCUUCUCCUCGACCCACCACUGAUGUACAGCAGUCAGCUGAGCCCCAAAUGUGUUAUGCUUCCCUUGACCAUAGUGUCCGAAGAAAGCACAAAAUUCAGCCCAAAAAGAAAUAUCGUACAUUAGAAAUGGGUGAAAAUCAACUUACCAGAAACAACUCCACGGUGUCUUGUAUUUAUCUCAACAGUGCACAACUCAGUGCUGAAAAGUUGUCUGAAAAUACUUCUAAGGUUGAUUCGUUCAGAGAGUUUGGUUUAAAACACAAUGCAAACGAUGUCAUAUUUUAGUAACCCAAAUGUUUUCUCAAUUUAAUCAUUCAGAGACAUUAAACAUUCAAUUGCCAAGUUAGAUAAAUGAUCGUGUGAACAAAAUAAUUUUAUGCCAUUGAGUUCUGUAGAGGAACGAUUCAUAACUUUUUGACUUUUAAUUACUAUAUUUUUCAGAGUAUAAGAUGCACCAAGAUUUUGAAGAGGCAAAUUAAAAAUAAAAGUUUUUGC